This is a messenger RNA of Miscanthus lutarioriparius, 2997 nucleotides long. NCBI's taxonomy places the organism in Eukaryota, Viridiplantae, Streptophyta, Magnoliopsida, Poales, Poaceae. The record is from the annotation of a GenBank genome assembly.
AUGGCGGAGGCGGCGCUCAUCUUUGCAAAGUCGAUCCUGGGCAGCGCGGUCAGCAAGGCGGCAUCAGCCGCCAGUACUGAGAUAAGCUUGCUGAUGGGCGUGCAGAAGGAGAUGUGGUUCAUCAAAGAUGAGCUAAAAACCAUGCAAGCAUUCCUGCAAGCUCCUGAAGUAACAGAGAAAAAGGAUAAACUAGUGAAGGUUUGGGCAGAGCAAGUACGAGAUUUGUCCUAUGACAUUGAAGAUUGCCUUGACGAGUUUAUGGUCCAUGUGGCGAGCCAUAGCUUGUCAAAACAGUUGUUGAAGCUCAAAGAUCGUCAUCGAAUAGCUGUCCAGAUUCGCAAUCUCAAAUCAAGAAUCGAAGAAGUGAGCAACAGGAAUAGGCGCUACAAGUUAAUCAAGACGGAAUCCUCCAACGUAUCUGAUGAUAUGGAUUCGAACAUGGAAGAUAUCCGCAAUAACUCAGCAAGCAACAUUGAUGAAGCAGAACUUGUGGGCUUUGCUUCACCUAAAAGAGAGUUGAUUGCUCUGAUUGAUGUCACCGCUAUGAACGGUCCAGCUAAGGUGAUAUGUGUGGUUGGCAUGGGUGGUUUAGGGAAGACUACUCUUGCAAGGAAAGCCUAUGAAAGCAAGGAGGAUACUCUGAAGAGCUUUCCUUAUAAUGCUUGGAUCACCGUGUCACAAUCAUUUUCCAGGAGGGCGAUGCUCCAAGACAUGAUCAGUCAAUUUUUUGGUGUUAAUGCACUGAACGAGAUCUUAAAAGAACUUGCAGGAAAAGUGUUGGAAGAGGGCCUUGCUAGCUAUCUCAGAAGAGAGAUUCAGGAUAAGAGGUACUUUAUUGUUUUUGAUGACCUAUGGGAAAUACAUCACUGGAACUGGAUUAGUGAUGUUGCACUUUCUAGGUCAAAUAACAGAGGAAGUCGGAUAAUUGUUACUACCAGAGAUGUUGGUUUGGCUAGGCACUGUACUUUAGAAAACAUCUACCACCUAGAGCUUCUACAAAUAGAUGACGCCGUAAAGUUGCUACAAAGGAAGACAAAAAUAGCACAUGAUGACAUGGACAAUGAUCAGAACCUGAGAACACUAGUUACAAAAGUAGUAAAGAAGUGUGGAUAUUUACCAUUGGCAAUACUCACAAUUGGAGGUGUUCUAGCCACUAAGAAGAUAGCAGAGUGGGAAAAUUUCUAUAAUAAGCUGCCUUCAGAGCUUGAAAGUAACCCAAGCCUUGAAGCAGUACGUAGGGUGGUGACCCUCAGCUACAACCACUUGCCCUCACAUCUUAAGCCAUGUUUUGUAUAUCUCAGCAUCUUCCCUGAGGAUUAUGAAAUCAAAAGAAGUCAUGUGGUUGGUAGAUGGAUAGCAGAAGGGUUUGUAAGAGCAAAGGUUGGGACAACCAUUGAUGAGGUUGGGAAAGAGUACUUUGAUGAGCUAAUCAGCCGGAGUAUGAUUCAAUCAUCAAGAUUGGGUAUAGAGGGAAGUGUCAAAACUUGUCGAGUUCAUGACAUCAUGCGUGAUAUCAUAGUCUCAAUUUCUAGAGAAGAAAAUUUUGUCCACUUAAUCCACAGUAAUGGAAUUAAUGUACCAGAGGAAAACUUCCGUCAUGUUGCAUACCACGACAGCAAGUGCCAAAAGGAAGGCAUGGAUUGGAGGCAUAUUCGAUCAUUAACUUUUUUUACUGAGGGGUGUUGUGGUUGGACUCUGGAUCUCACACCUUCAAUUUCUACACCUAAGUUGAGGAUGCUACGAGUUUUGGAUGUUGUGGGUGGAAAUUUUAGAAUCACACAAGAUGGUAUAAAUAAGAUAGUGCUGCUGUGUCACUUGAAAUAUCUGAAAGUCAGGGCUUAUUUGUCAGCAAAUAUAUAUUCAGUUCCGAGUGACAUAGGAAAUAUGCAAGGCCUGCAAAUUUUGGACAUGGGAAACAGUUAUAUUACAACUCUGCCAACGGAGAUCACUAAACUUCGAGAUCUCCGUGUCAUCCGGUGUAAUAGGAAAGGCUAUUAUUUUUUGGAUCCAGAAGAACCAGUGCGUUGUUUGUUUGCCACAUUGAGCCUGCCAAUAAUCCUAAUAGGUUGUUCUAGUGGUGAUUCAUAUAGACGUGCCAGAGCAAUUGGUGAUCUACACAUGGGCUGCUCUAGCGGUUGGUCCAGGACUGAUGGAGAUGGAGUGAGGGUUCCAAGAGGAAUUGGAAACCUAAAAGAGUUGGAGAUAUUAGAGUCUGUGGACAUUAGAAGAACUAGCAGCAAAGCAGUUAAAGAGCUCGGGGAGCUGACCCGAUUAAGAAAAUUAGCCAUAGGAACAUACGGGGCUUCCAAGAAAAAGUGUAAGAUACUUUGUGCAUCCAUUGAGAAGCUCUCUUCCCUUCGUUCUCUCAGUGUGUGGGCCAGCGAACACCAGGAUAGAGGACUUGGAUGGUUGAUUUCUUCUACCUCCCCUCCUCCCCACCUGAGGAGCCUCAGUUUGUGUGGAUAUAUAGGAGAGAUGACCGACUGGUUCAUGAAUCUUACACACUUGGUGAAGAUUUUGUUUAUAGAUUGCCAGCUAAUGGAAGAUAAAACCAUGGAGAUACUUGGGAAGCUGCCAAAACUCAUGCGCCUCAAGUUUUACAGCGGUGCAUACCUUGGAGAGAAAUUAGUGUUUGGAACCAGAGCAUUCCUGAACCUCAGGGCAUUUGAGUUUGAGAUUUGGGGCGAUAUGGACCACCUGAAAGAGAUUAGAUUUGAGGAGGACACCUCCCCUCAGAUGGAAAGUAUAGACAUCAGGAGCUCAGAUUUGGAGUCAGGGAUUAUUGGUGUCAAGCACCUUCCAAGUCUCAAGGUGAUUGCACUCAGUUCAUCUAGGGUGGCGAGGCUCCGCAUGCUGGAAGAGGAAGUGAACGCACACUCGAAUCGUCCUGUCCUGCGGCUGUCAAAGGACCGAAACUGGCAUGACCUGGGAGACGUUGAAGGAUCCAAUGUGGAGGUGGAAGCCACAGAAUCCAUUCCUGACGACGACACAAAGUGA